AUGAGUGAAUUAGAAGAUGAAGAUGGAAAAAAGAUUGUCGAGCCUACCGAAGCACAGAUUAAAGCCCUGCAAACAACGCAUACUGUUGAAUUUGAAGAGGGAGGGGUGAAGAAAAAAAAGGUGGUCGACUUUUCCACUCCCUUUACACUUGAAUUUAAUGGCUACUGGGGUUUCUUGACGGAGAAGGAUAAAAAAGAUUCCUCCGAAGGAAGUGAGGUUUUUGGAUUAACUAAAUCUGGUGAGAUUCAUACCAUCUCUCCAGAAGAACUUAAAACCGAUCAAGAAAAAGCCGCCUACGUGUAUGGUAAUAACCAGAGAUAUCAAGAAUGGAAAUAUAUUGAAGGCAACCACCGUCCAAUAAGUAUUGGGCUUGAAAAGAAACUUUUUUUUAAUCAUUUUGAAGAUGUAGUUGACACCAUUGCCCAUGAAUUGGCUCAUGCAAUAGUGAAUACAAUAAGAUUUGAUUAUCAUGGUGAGGAAGGAGGAGGGCAUGGAGAAUUCUUCUACAAGACAAUGAAAGAGGUUGAAGAAAUAAUUAAAGAAGACCCGGAUGGGGGAGUAGGAGUAUUGGCGAUUGGAUUAGCGGUGAUGGACCAGUGGGUUCCGGGAAAACCACCAUUGGACAAAGCAAAGGUGGUUGCUGAGUUGGAAAAAGAACGCGAACGACUUAGUUCAUCGAUAAUUAGUGAUUUAGCCUCCCAAUUGUCUCGGCUUCCAGAAUUACGAAAAAUUAUUUUGGACUUUCAACGGGAGUUAACCCAGGAAAAGGUGUUGCCGGAUGCUAAGGUUAAGGUUUUUCUGACGGCUAGUUUGGAGGAAAGAGCCAGGCGAAGGAGCAACCAAUUGAAGUUAAAUUCGGAGGAAGUGGAGAAAGAAUUACAAGCGAGAGAUGAACGAGAUAAGGGGAGAGAAAAUUCUCCCCUAAUAAAAACGGCUGAUAGUUGGGAAUUAGAUACCACUCAUUUAUCUCCAAAUGAAACUGUGGAAAAAAUAGUGCAACACAUAGAGAAAAAAUUCUUUUCAGAAAAAUAA
Molecule: messenger RNA, 1032 nt
Organism: Ambispora leptoticha
Lineage: Eukaryota; Fungi; Glomeromycota; Glomeromycetes; Archaeosporales; Ambisporaceae
Source: the annotation of a GenBank genome assembly